Lachnellula hyalina is the source of this 2172-nucleotide messenger RNA. RefSeq lists its product as uncharacterized. Lineage: Eukaryota; Fungi; Ascomycota; Leotiomycetes; Helotiales; Lachnaceae. The transcript has 2 exons. Bases 1 to 2172 code for a protein of 723 amino acids. The record is from RefSeq and is a predicted model, not a curated record. Gene Ontology annotation, biological process: protein phosphorylation. Gene Ontology annotation, molecular function: ATP binding; protein kinase activity.
AUGGAUUAUCGACGGAACUCACAGGUUCUAAAUAAGCAACAGCAGGCUACUGUUAAUCCCCAUAUAUACUCCAGCUUCGCAGGCACCGCGCCUCCACGCAUUACAAAUGGCAUUGUGCUCGAAACGCCGACCAUGUGGUGGGAUGAGGAACGCAUCGAAGCGACAGUCACUCGCCAAUUUGUCUUGUCGAACCUACGACCCGACGAACAGCUACGAUUAAAUCAACCGCUAGGUUUCGGCGAUGGCUUGACAGACGAUACUUACAUAGAAUGGAUCGAGGAGAAGGCCAAACGCAUCUUUCUAGUCUUGGUCGACCUUGGAGUUCCGGACCAGAUAUUCGGCAUUAUCGAUGAUUCUUGGGACGACGAUGAUUUGCCUGUGCCGCUGGAUCAGAUUGAACGUCUUCGCCUGACCAAAACCAAAGAUGAAAAGCUCGAGAGAAAGUUCUUUCAGCGACAGUUCACUUAUCUUUUGAGGAAUAUUCAGAGAGGCGAGCUAGUGGUCUACGAUGAUGAUGAAGUUGUGCCCCUGGAGUUGGCUGAAAAACGGCCGGUCGGGCAGAUAGCAGGACUCACUCAGAGCAACUUUGACAAGGUGCACCUCCCUGGAAGAUCGGAUGAUUUAUUCCUACGUCGCAAAAUCCCUCUUGGUACCACAGCAGGUCGUAUGCCGAAGGAAGAGUUUCUCUCUGGCGUCGAAGCUAUGAAAGUCAUUGAGCAUGACCAUCUCACGUGUCUUUGGGGUUCCUAUAUCCAUCACGACUCUGGCUACCUCCUCCUCACGCCUGCUAACGAUAGCACCUUGAAGUCCUUCUUCAAUGUGACGCCUCAGUCCAUCAAGAUAUUAGCAAAGCAAGACCGCCGGCUCCUACUUUUGAACUGGAUCCAUUGUCUCGCCGAUGGGCUUGCUUUCCUGCAUAGCGCAGGCCUAUCCCACAGCAAUAUCAGACCCUCGAAUAUUAUGCUGAAUGACGAGAAUCACAUUUUCCUGGGAGAUUGUUCAAUAUUUCCAACCUUGAAUCUCAUUGGCGAAAAAAGGGGAUUCGAUAAAGAGUCCUACGAUUAUUCCGCUCCUGAGCAAGCUGCACGUCCCCAAGCCCCAGCUCCUGUCAUCUUUCCAAACGUCCGCUCAACCGUCAGAGCAUCAACUAUCAAAAGAACCUCUGGAUCCAGCAAUAGUAGUUCCGCCCACUCGGCCGGCUCCAACGGAAGAAAUCCUACUUUGCCUUCAAUACUUACAACCAACGAUACUUCAUCAAUCCAUACUUCAUCCACCGGCUCCAAUUCGGCAACUUCUCCCAUCUCCCCCACCAACAAAACAGACAAGCAUUCAGGGGGACCUAUGAAGUACGACCCCCAGAAAUCCGACGUCUUCUGUCUAGGCACCAUCUUCCUCGAAAUCCUCACCUUCCUCCUCAAACGCGCCCAACGCAACUUCGCCUCGCACCGCUCCGCCAAAAACAAAACCCCAGGACGCGGCGGCGGCCUCCCCGACGCAUCCUUCCACAAGAACCUCGGGCAGGUGGAAAGCUGGAUCGCGACUCUCAAGAAAGAUGCCUCGAAGAAAGAAGACCGCAUCUUUCGCGGCAUAACCCCAACCCUCGAACUCAUCGGGACAAUGAUCUCCCCCGUCCCCGAAGACCGCCCCACGGCACAGCAGGUGCAAGAACGGCUCAACAUCAUCCUAUGCGUGAAAUGCGGGCUGGGCCUGCCUCCCCCUGGCUCAAAGGAGAAAUCAAAGGGCCGCAUCCACUGCGAGUCCCGCAACCUAGAUCCGCACCGCGAGUCGAAUUUCGAUUUCGACGAGAUGCGCCUGGCGUCGCAACGCGCCGCCGCUGCGGCCUGCGCUUCCGUCGCGCCGAUCAGCAAGCUCAGCGGUGUCAACGAGGACGAUAUACAGGUCAUCUACGGCAUGACUAUGGAUACAGUCGCGACGAGCCCACUUGCAACUUCACCUCCCCCACCACCACCAUUAUCACCGCAGUUGGUAAAAAGGGAAAAGUCCAAUAACAGCGAUAGCAUAAGCAUUACCACGAAAACGAGCCGCAGUAGCGAGGGGAAGAGCAUGAGCCGCAUGGGCAGCGUGAGUGGGAGUGGGGGUGGUGAUCGGAAGGCGAAGAGCAAGGCGAAAGCGUGGCAGGCGCCUGUUUACGCUGAAAUUAGCUUCGGAUGA